This is a messenger RNA of Antechinus flavipes (yellow-footed antechinus), 1709 nucleotides long. It is a transcript of the gene UROS, whose product is annotated as uroporphyrinogen III synthase. Gene Ontology annotation, biological process: uroporphyrinogen III biosynthetic process. Bases 506 to 1375 code for a protein of 289 amino acids. The transcript is spliced from 10 exons. Lineage: Eukaryota; Metazoa; Chordata; Mammalia; Dasyuromorphia; Dasyuridae. The record is from RefSeq and is a predicted model, not a curated record. Gene Ontology annotation, molecular function: uroporphyrinogen-III synthase activity.
GUCACCCACCCAGGGGGUCUGUGGCCCCGUCGGGGUCCCCAGGGCCACAGAGUCAUGGAUCACUGCGGAGAACGCCUUCCGUGGCUGCCCAGCUAACGCCGGCCGUUGUGUUCGCAGGUGUCCAUGAAGCCUGGGAAGGCCCGUUCCGGCAGCCUCAGUGAGCCCCGGGAGCCCCGGAGGUAGGUGCCUGGACUUCUGUUAACAUCUGGGACAGGAUUUGAACUCAGGGCUCUGAGCCUCCCUUAGGCACUCCCUCCCCCAGGGCUGAUGCCCACCAGGACGCUUCGUGCCAGCUCCCCAGGGACCCCCUCAGCCAGCACCCUGACAGGGCCCUCGACGCUGGGACCCCAAAAGUGAUAGCACGAAGCAAGCCACAAGAUCCCUGCUUGCCUCAGUCUCUUCCUCUGUCAAAUGAGGGCAGUCAUGGUGCCCUUCCCCGUGCCGCUGGGAGGUUCCAAGGGAAUGCAGUUUGUAAAGGGCUUGGCAAGCCUCCCGGCCCAGAGAGAUGCCAGCUGCCCUUGAUGUGCCGCCCACACACCCAGCCUUUUCUAGGGGCGGCUGGCGGAAAAUGAAGGUUCUGUUACUGAAAGACGCCAAGGAUGACGACUCGGGCCUCGAUCCCUAUCUUCAGGAGUUGGGAUCGUGCGGAUUCGAAGCCACUCUGAUACCGGUUUUAGCCUUCGAGUUUUUGUCUCUGCCAAGUUUCUCUGAGAAGCUGUCUCAUCCGGAAGCUUACGGGGGGCUCGUUUUCACCAGUCCCCGUGCAGUGGAAGCCCUGCAGUUGUCCCUGGAAAGGGCCGGCCAGCUAGAAGUCUGGAAAAAGUCUCUGAAAGAAAAAUGGCGCCUCAAGCCGGCGUAUGUGGUCGGCCAAGCCACCGCGUCCCUCGUGAGAAAAGUUGGCCUGGCUGCCGAAGGAGAAAAAUGUGGCAAUGGUGAGAAACUCGCCGAGUACAUCUGUUCACGAGAAAAGCCUGCGACUCUGCCUCUUCUCUUUCCCUGUGGGACCCUCAAAGGAGAAGCACUUCCCAAGACGCUCAAACAAAAAGGUAUUCUGCUGGAAAGCCUAACGGUCUACCAGAAGGUCCAGCAUCCCGGGAUGCAGGACUCCUUGAAGAGCUACUUCUCCACGCAGGGCGUUCCUGCAGGCGUGACCUUCUUCAGCCCUUCGGGGCUCACCUACAGUCUCCCCCACAUUCAGGAGUUGUCUGGAGCCAGCUUUGACCGGAUCAAGUUUGCUGCCAUUGGUCCAACCACAGCCCGAGCCAUAGCCAGUGCGGGGAUCCCCGUGAGCUGCACGGCGGAGAAGCCCUGCCCCCAAGACCUGGCUGCCGGCCUCCAGAAGGCGCUUCGGCCAUCGGGCCCGUCCAGCUCCUGAGCUCCCUAGGUCCGGGACCUUGGGCUCCAUCCUGCACCAGCUGGAGUGCGGGCACUCCCAGAGCUGGGGGGGGCUACCCGGCAAGGCGGGGGAGAGAGAAGGCUGCCAGGGCAUCUUCACGGCCCAGCUCGGGAACGGACUGCACUGCUUCUGCCCCACUGAAUGCUGGGGGCAGAGACAUGCAGGAAAUGCAGUAAAUACCUCGUUGGAAUAAAUUGUCAGCAAGCAUUUAUUAAUCCCCCUCCCCAUGACCAUGUGAAGUGCUGGGGAGACGGUGAAGCACAGUCUGCCAUGUAGUAGGUGCUUAAUAAAUGCCUGCGGACUUGCUGAAGCA